AUGUUUUUCUUCGGGCUGGGAGGGCUGUUCUACGUUGCCGUACUCCUCAUCAAUGCUAUCGCCAUCCUCUCCGAAGACCGCUUUCUCGCACGCAUUGGUUGGACAGCAUCGGCAGAUCCUGGCUUCCCUGGCCAGCGCGAUGACUCGAGUGUCAAGGCACGAUUGAUCAACCUUGUCUCCUCUGUACGAACAUUGAUGCGGAUACCGUUAAUGUUCAUCAACACCCUUAUGAUAAUAUACCUCAUCGUUCUUGGAUGA
This is a messenger RNA of Bipolaris zeicola 26-R-13, 258 nucleotides long. RefSeq lists its product as uncharacterized. Bases 1 to 258 code for a protein of 85 amino acids. NCBI's taxonomy places the organism in Eukaryota, Fungi, Ascomycota, Dothideomycetes, Pleosporales, Pleosporaceae. Gene Ontology annotation, cellular component: endoplasmic reticulum membrane; Golgi membrane; COPII-coated ER to Golgi transport vesicle. Gene Ontology annotation, biological process: endoplasmic reticulum to Golgi vesicle-mediated transport. The record is from RefSeq and is a predicted model, not a curated record. The transcript is spliced from 4 exons.